GCAAAGAAAGGGGCAAACAAAAUGUAUGUUUUGCAAAACAAUAUUCCAUGUAGGCUGAAAUACCAUAUUGCUGGUGUGCGUGGACAUGAUGCCGAACCAUGCCUAAAAGCAAUCCCUGAGGCCGUACGUGAAUGUUAUGUAAUGGUUGAGGAGAUUGAAAGGAAAAAGAAAUAAAAGGAGGAUCGAGCCGCCAUUGGGAGAGAGACAGUUUUAGGAAGAGGGACACGAUUAGGUUGUGUUGGAGGCCCUUCUUCCGUACCUCCAUAUCGUCCCACUUAGUUUGCUACUGCUGGUGCUUCCGUUUCUGCUUCUGCUUCUAUAAGUGGCAGUGCCACCGCCACUUCUCAUGCUCCUAGCACUAGUAGUUGUAGUGGGAGUGCUACCAUUGGACCUAGGAUUCGUAAAUCUAGGUUGGAUUCCUUCUUUGUGCCUCACACUACUCCUGGGUCCCAACCGUCGCUUGAGGGCAUGGGUUGGAAUAAGGAGGUCCAUGAUGCUGCUAAAAUGGCAGUUGGUAGGUUUUGGAGCUACAACUGUAUUCCAUUUUUUGUAGCCAGGUCUCCUUAUUGGCAACAAAUGGUUGAUGCCAUUACCAUAUGCGGGGCGGGGUUCAAAGCCCCUAGUGAGAGUGAUUUGAGGGGACCCAUUUUGUCUCAAAUGGUGGAUGAUGUGAAGAAGGAUUUAGAUGAACAAUGCCAGAUAUGGAGCACUAAAGGUUGCACCAUCAUGACUGAUGGUUGGACGGAUAGAAGAAAUAGAACUCUCCUUAAUUUUUUUGUUUCUUCCGUAGGGGGCACCGUUUUCAUCAAGUCCAUUGAUGCCUUCGCCCGUUGCAAGAAUGCCACCUACCUAUGUGAGCAGAUAGAGGAGGUGAUUGAAGAUGUGGGUGAGGAGAACGUGGUACAUGUAGUGAUCGACAAUGCAGCAAAUUAUGUUGCUGCGGGUAGACUAUUGAUGGAGAGGCACCCAUCUAUAGUUUGGACUCCAUGUGCUGCUCAUUGCAUUGACCUCAUGUUGGAGGAUAUUGGAAAAAUCCCAUGGGUCAAGAGAUGUGUAGAAAGGGCAAGAAAUGUCUGCAAAUUUGUAUAUAAUCAUUCAUGGGCGUUGGCUCUUAUGAGACAAUACACAGAGCAGAAGGAGUUAGCUCGUCCAGGAAUCACAAGGUUUGCCACAAACUUCCUCACAUUGCAGUCCAUGCUUAGGUCUAAGUCUGCCUUGAGACGUAUGAUUGUUGGUGAGGAGUGGUCUUCCUCAUCCUAUGCUACCACCCCUGCAUGGAAAGAUAUGGCAGACUGCAUUUUUGAUGAGCAAGGCUUUUGGGUCCCUUGUGAUGAGAUAGUGAAGUUUGUUAAGCCCUUGGUGGUUUUGUUGUGAGUUGCGGAUGGAGAUAAGCCCGCAAUGGGCUAUAUAUAUGAGGGCAUGGAUAGGGGGAAUUAGGCCAUCAGAUUCGGCUAUGGAGGAGAUGAGAGCAAGUAUGGUCCCAUUUGGGAGAUCAUUGAUAGGAGAUGGCAUCAUCAGCUUCAUAGGCCCAUCCAUGCAGCAGCCUAUUAUCUGAAUCCGGCAUUCCGUUUUAUCCCUUCUUUCAAGGCUGAUGUGGAGGUCCUUAAUGGGCUAUAUGCAAUCAUGGAGAAGAUGGGACCUGUUGGUACUUCUCAGAUAGACUUUUUUUGAGAGCUACAGUUGUUCUUAGAUGCACAAGGGGAGACCUUCUCUCGUCCUGUUGCCAAAGACGGUAGGACAACUAUGAUGCCAGAUCAUUGGUGGAACUUUUUUGGCCCAGAGACACCAAAUAUUCAGAAUUUGGCCAUUCGCAUCUUGAGCCAACCAUGCAGCGCAUCAGGUUGUGAGCGCAAUUGGAGUAUGUUUGAGCACAUACACUCCAAGAGGCGCAAUAGAUUAUCUGUGGAGAAGAUGAAUGAUCUCGUCUUUGUUCACUACAACCUCCGCUUGAGAAUGAGAAAGAAUGCAAUAGUUGACAUGUCUCCUAUCAUUCUAGAUGAGGUUGAUCUUGAAGCAAAGUGGGCCAAUGAUAAUCAGACAACUCCUGGGACUCCUACAGUUGAAUUUAGUGAUGAUGACAUUGAUUGGAUCGACCAGGUAGAUGUAGAGGCUGAGGCUAUAGCCAUGGCAUAGAGCACGAGCAAAGACAUGAAAUACUGAGACUCAAAGUGACACAGCUGUUUUUGAUGUUGGUGAGCAUGGCAUGGUGUCACGGGGAGCGACUAUGGCUGCUGAAUCAUCUAGGACCUACUUUAAAUGCCUUCGCAGGGGGCCAGGGUGAGAGGGUGCACGGCCCUCUGAGCCAUAGGCUUGUACACUUGUAGUUGUAUUUAGUAUUUACUAUUUACCUUUGGUAUUUGUAUGAAACAUUUGAUGAUGAUCAUAUGAUGA
Cryptomeria japonica (Japanese cedar) is the source of this 2391-nucleotide messenger RNA. RefSeq lists its product as uncharacterized. The coding region runs from base 469 to 1374 and encodes 301 amino acids. The transcript has 6 exons. The record is from RefSeq and is a predicted model, not a curated record. NCBI's taxonomy places the organism in Eukaryota, Viridiplantae, Streptophyta, Pinopsida, Cupressales, Cupressaceae.